AUGCGUAAACCGUCCAUCGGCCUGAGUUUCGCGACUCUUAUCACAAUCAUUGCAAAGAUCAUCGACUUCGCCGAUGCAUUAGGCCGCAAAUUUACUGAAGGGCGUGAGUAUCGAAGGAUACGGUUUGGGAGUAUACGUGGGGAGAUCUGGUAUUGGCUGGGGCUUUUGAAUACGGAAGAGGUCCAGCGUGUGCACUUCAACAUCAACCUAUGGUCGAAAGAAGAAGUCUGUGCCUGGAAAGACGCGUACGUAUCAAGGUGUUCGGCGAUAUGUGUGGCAGCAGCUAUCUUUGCCAGUAUAGGACAAUCGGCGUUAGGUCUGGACGGCAUGAGAGAAACUCACUGGUCUGCUAGUGCGUUGUUGACAGCAAGCAUGGCGCUUGGGAUUCUAGCCGUUUGUGCAGCAGUGAGUCUACAGAACAGUGUUACGGGUCUGAGUAACCAUAAGGACAUUCGACUGUGGUUGAGCAAAGGUCUAUCCAAAGACUAUUAUGAAUAUCCUGAGCCAUACAAAGGUUUGCUCUUGGAGAGUUCUGCGAGCACAGUGAAACUGAUGGAGGCACCACAGCUGCUACUGAAUCUAUCAGUGGCGAUGUACUUCCUCGGCUUCGGUCUCUACCUUCUGUACGCAUGGAUAUGGGCGGUCGAGGAGCCCACCGUGAAUUUUCGGAACAAUUUCAUCUUCUACGUUUGUGUAUCGGGUGCUGUCAUUGCAUACAUCGCUUUCUUGUGGAGUGGAAGGAUCCUCGACCAAGACAAAGUGAACCUGCAGUUCAAUCUUAAGAGGCGUUUCGAUACAGGAGCAACGGACAAGAAGAUGGACAUGCUGGAGAAGUGGAGUGAGAUCGUUGAGGUACUCACGACGUCGAGGUCCGAGUUUGAAAAGGCAGAAGCAAGAAGGGGUAUGGACGAGAUGUUAUCGUUCAUGAGGUAUAACUUUGACUCACCAAACACAAAAGACGGAUAUGAACCAAACCAGUCAAGGCAGGGAAGUCCUGCUGCAACGGGAAAAGAACUCACGGAAUCUUAG
Messenger RNA from Lithohypha guttulata, 1029 nucleotides. RefSeq lists its product as uncharacterized. The record is from RefSeq and is a predicted model, not a curated record. Lineage: Eukaryota; Fungi; Ascomycota; Eurotiomycetes; Chaetothyriales; Trichomeriaceae. The coding region runs from base 1 to 1029 and encodes 342 amino acids. The transcript has a single exon.